Messenger RNA from Tricharina praecox, 2007 nucleotides. Its product is annotated as mitochondrial integral membrane protein. Bases 250 to 1851 code for a protein of 533 amino acids. The record is from RefSeq and is a predicted model, not a curated record. NCBI's taxonomy places the organism in Eukaryota, Fungi, Ascomycota, Pezizomycetes, Pezizales, Pyronemataceae. The transcript is spliced from 3 exons.
UGGUGAUCUGCACCAGGAUCAGACAAACCGGAUGCGCAGAUGGUGAUGUCAUUCACUGGUCACCACCAUUUCGCCCUCCCCGCCGUCCUGCUUUCAAUUGGCCCAUGACGGCUUCUCAUAGCCCGAACACUGAGUACUUAGAGUAAUCCGACUCUUCUACGAGAGAGAGAUCUUCUUUUCUUUCAAUUUCGAAACCCUACACCCAUCUACCUUCCUAAUUUACUCGACCUAUUUUACUUACCAAUAAGAAUGGGUAAACUCUGGGGAGCCAGUCCUGGCGAGGAAGAACAACAUCGCGAGCGGGAGAACGGCAACAGCAACGGCUCACGCUCCCACUCCCGCCCUCGCUCCGUCUCGCCAGAUGCACAUGGGCGACGACUGGGUCCGGCGGACGAACGUACAUCGCUUCUUCCACCGCAUCGCCAUCUCAACCCCGACGAUCCAGCGGUUUCGCCAUACAACCUCCUCUCCGUGAGGUCUCUCAGAUGGGCUUCGAUCUUCCUCUUGAUUGUGGCCUUCGUUUGGUGGCUGGUGCUUCUCGUGUCGACGUUUAUUACGCCGCCUGGAUUGCACACUCGAGGCGGUGGUUGGUUCGCCUUUGCGUACUCGACACUUGCCACCGGAAUUCUGCUGGUGCUCCUGCUCUUCUACUCCACGCCGUCAAAGACCGAGAGAAUCGUUCUCGGACUGGUGUUCUUCUUCCUGUUCGUCGAUACAAUCAUCAUUCUGGCUGCCUACCCUAUCCGCCAUGAUGAGAAUUGGAUUGGAAUAGUUUCCGUGGUUUGGGCGUUGGUGAUUAGUGCUUGGGCUAUCAUGUGCGACCGAGUAGUCGAGUACGGCAAACGCGAGGAAGAAGUCCGCUUGACUGGCCGCAGGGAGACCCGCUACACCCUCAGCGAAUGGUGCAGUGUCUUUGCUGGCACGGUCCUGUUGACCAUCUUCCUAGCCAUCAGCAUCCUCUUCACCAUUAACCUUUCCAUCCGUGCCCGCGACGCCACCCUUCCCGCUCCCGGCAAACUCAUCCUCGUUGACGACGGUAGAUACCACAUCCACUUGAACUGCGUCGGUGACAAAAACGCCAGCCACCCAACCAUCUUCCUUGAGGGCGGCGAGGAGUCUGUCGAGGGACGUCUCGAGUCCUGGGUGGCGGAGACCCUGGCCGACGGAGACAUCCAGCGCUACUGCUACUGGGACCGUCCCGGUUACGCGUGGAGCGAGAAUGCUCCUUCCCCCCUCUCCGCUGGUAUGGCCGUCGAUGCCCUCUCCGAAGCCCUCCGCAAGGCCGACGAGACGGGACCUUACAUCCUCGUUUCCCACGGCGUGGGCGGAAUCUACUCCCGCGUUUUUGCAUCCCGCCACACCGCCGAAGUACACGGCAUGCUCCUGAUCGACACCACCCCGGACACCUACCUGGGCCGUAUCGGCUCCCCGACCCGCGGAUUCCUGCUGUGGGUACGAGGUUGGAUCUACCCCCUGGGCCUAGACCGCUUCGUCUCCGCUAUCCUGCUGCAACACAGCCGUGCGGACCGCGUGUACGGCCGUGACGCAUGGCAGAACGGCGGACAGAUCAAGGCGGAGCUGCAAGAGAAUUUGGUGGCAACUACUUUCACGGCUAAUGAGCUUGGUGCUGCGAAUGCGAUCAUGCCCGAUGAUAUGCGGGUUGUCGUUGUUAGCAGCGGGAAGAAGGUGAAGAGGAGCAAGUCGUGGUUUAAUGGGCAAAAGGCCUUGGGCGAGCGUGGGAAGUUGGUCGCGUGGGAUGUGGUUAACGGGGCUGACCAUGAGGUCUGGAAGGAACAGGCUGGCAAGGAUUUGCUUAAACGGAGACUGUCGCAGCUCGUGCAUCGUUCGUAGCGCAUUGUUCUGUUGUUUUCAUUCCUGUCUGUCUGGUCAUUUCCUUGGAUAUCAUCUGCUUUGUUUGGGUUGUAUUGUUUUUCGCUCUUCUUCUGGUGAACUUUCUGCGUUUCCAUUCUGGGCAUAAUAUGUAUUCGGACCCUUUUGCCUUCGUAU